AUGAACUCAAUUAAACGUAUCACAUCAAUCAACACAUCAUCAUUGUUGACUAGAUCAAUUGGAAGAGUUGGUGCUACUGCCUCUCAAUCAAUGUUCAACAACAACUCGAUCAAGAAGCAAUCAACCUCAUUUCUUGUCUCAAACUCCUCUUCAUCAUCAUCAUUGUUCAACAACAUCAGAUCAUACAGCUGCCACAAUAACGAAAUGACUGGAGGACACUGCCACAAGCACACCCAAGAGAUCCGCAUCAGAAAGCCAGCACCAGCCUUCACCUGCCAGGCUGUCGUCAACGGUGACUUCAAGGAGGUCUCCCUUAGCGACUACAAGGGCAAAUACGUCUAUUUGUUCUUCUACCCAUUGGACUUCACCUUUGUGUGCCCAACUGAGAUUAUUGCUUUCUCAGACAAGGCUGAGGAGUUCAGAAAGAUCGGCUGUGAGAUCCUGGCCUGCUCCAUCGACUCGCAGUUCAGCCACUUGGCUUGGAUCAACACCCCACGCAAGCAGGGUGGUUUGGGCGGCAUCCACUUCCCAAUCCUCAGCGACAUCACCCACCAGAUCGCCAAGGACUAUGGUGUCUACAUCCCAGAGGAUGGUCACACCAUCCGUGGCUCUUUCAUCAUCGACGGCAACGGAAUCGUCAAGCAGAUCACCUUGAACGACAACCCAGUCGGUCGCUCCGUCGAGGAGGCCCUCCGUUUGGUCCAGGCCUUCCAGUACACCGAUGUCCACGGUGAGGUUUGCCCAGCCAACUGGCGCGCUGGUGAGAAGACCAUGAUCCCAGACCCAGUCAAGUCCCAGGCUUACUUCAACUCUGUCAAC
Molecule: messenger RNA, 819 nt
Organism: Acytostelium subglobosum LB1
Lineage: Eukaryota; Evosea; Eumycetozoa; Acytosteliales; Acytosteliaceae
Exons: 3
Biological process (GO): response to oxidative stress; cell redox homeostasis; hydrogen peroxide catabolic process
Cellular component (GO): cytosol
Molecular function (GO): thioredoxin peroxidase activity
Source: RefSeq, a predicted model, not a curated record